Nicotiana tabacum (common tobacco) is the source of this 1436-nucleotide messenger RNA. Its product is annotated as agamous-like MADS-box protein AGL19. Gene Ontology annotation, biological process: positive regulation of transcription by RNA polymerase II. NCBI's taxonomy places the organism in Eukaryota, Viridiplantae, Streptophyta, Magnoliopsida, Solanales, Solanaceae. The record is from RefSeq and is a predicted model, not a curated record. Gene Ontology annotation, cellular component: nucleus. Gene Ontology annotation, molecular function: DNA-binding transcription factor activity; RNA polymerase II transcription regulatory region sequence-specific DNA binding; protein dimerization activity.
UGUUUGUCUAAUUUAGUGCUUCUUACAAGUUUACUAAAAGAAGAAAAGAGAUGAGGUUUUCGUUCUUACAAGUCUUUCCUUAAUCAUUUCUCUAUUUAUAUCCUCUCUCUAGUGGCUGUGAACUCGAAAGGCAUAAGAUAAAAAUAGAAAAACAGAAAAAAGAUGUCCUCAUCUUUGUCUUCUUAGGGUUUCUGAUCCUUUCCCUUUGAGUCUUACUUACCAAAUUUCCUUUCUUUAUUUUUCUUCUUCCAUUUUUCAGAUCUGAAACACCCAUUAAUAGAUUGUUGUCUUGUUUUCUUCCUGUUGUAUAAAUCAAUUCUUAUCUUCUGCAAAAAAAAAAAAAAAAAAAAAAAAAAAAAGGAACCUUUCUUUUAAUUUGCAGAAAUUUCUCAUGGGAUGCUAGGAUUUCUUGAAUAUUAUUUUGUAUUUAAUCUGAAAGUUGAUACCCUCUAACAUUUUAAAAUAUCUGCAAUUUUCACUAGUUUUUUUCCUUUCAUAUUUAUUCUUCUUCCACCCGAUCGAGCUUUUUGAGAAGAAGAAGAAGUAUUAAAAAGUGAAAAAUACAAGGUGAAUAAUGGUGAGAGGAAAAACUGAGCUGAAAAGGAUUGAAAAUGCAACAAGUAGGCAAGUGACCUUCUCAAAAAGAAGAAGUGGGCUUCUUAAGAAAGCAUUUGAACUUUCAGUUCUAUGUGAUGCAGAAGUUGCCCUUGUUGUUUUCUCUCCAAAAGGAAAGCUUUAUGAAUUCUCAAGCUCCAGUACUAACAAGACCAUAGAACGAUAUCAGAAGAAUAACAAAUAUCUUGGACUCAACAUAUCAAAGAUAGCUGAUAUACAAACUACUGAGCAUUUGAAAGAGGAGGUUGCAACAAUGACUAGAAAGCUCGAGUUUCUUGAAGAUUCUAAAAGAAAGCUUUUGGGACAAGGUUUAGAUUCUUCCUCCUUUGAUGAACUUCAACAGGUAGAAGAACAGUUGGAACGAAGUUUAAGCUGCAUUAGGGCAAGAAAGAACCUGUUACUGAGGGAACAGAUUGCUCACCUAAAGGAAGAGGAAAAAAUCCUAAUGAAGCAAAAUGCAGACUUGAGGAAAAGGAUUGAGGUGCUACCGUUGUCUUUGACAAUAGUACCUCGAGAAGAGGAGGACUCUCAAAGACAAACAAUGGAAAUAGAGACAGAGCUAUCUAUUGGACUUCCUCAAAGACAAAGCUCCCAUUAAUUUUUCUCAACUGUGAAAAUAAUUGCAUUACUUCAAGCUUUUUACCACUGUAAUUAAUUUCUAGAGUUUAGUAACAAAUAAACUACAGUCGUUAUGGUUAUCUUUUUCUUCUUUUCUUUCUUAUCAGUUGUGCAUUAAUAAUCAUCAAAAUGAUGCAAAUGAUAGUUCUACCUAGCGAAAUGUAUAUACACUUAUUUUAUUUUUAUUUUUUCUUCCGUUGCUU